GCAAUACAAAGAUGACGGUCCACAUGAGCUACGUCGGGCGCAAGGUCCGCGCGGUCAAGUUCCUCCACGGGGCGAAAGGCGCCGCCUGCCUCGAAGGAGACGACUACGCGUCGCCGCUGGUCGUCGCCGGCAGCUACGACUCGCAGGAGAAUGCGCUCACGGUGCUCUUUCCGCAAAUGCCCACCUCCGACCAAAUGGACCUUGCCGAUGAGUUUCACGCGUCGUCCAAGACCGAGAUCGUCGAGCUCUGCUCCUUGAAGCACGAGGGCGACGUCACGUCGCUAGGCUUCUUGUCCUUGAACAACUCGGACUUUGUCAUUAGCGGCAGCUCCAACGGCAGCAUCUACUGCACAAACAUCGUGAAGGCGGACCCGUCGCUUGCACUCAAGCACGUCGCAAUUCCGCAAUGGGAAAACCUCACGGCAGGCAGCAUCACGAGCUUAGACGUGGACACGACAACGGCCUCGAUCGUGGCGUCGUCCGAGUGCGGUCAAGCAGCGUGGGCCAACUUGAACCGACUCGACGAUAUCCGUGUCAUUGAUGUCGACGGCUGGGCCAUUCACGACGUCAAGAUGCUCGGCGUCGACACGUACAUCGCCAUGGCAGGCUCCAACCCCAGCGGUCAGUUGCAGUUGUGGGAUCUCAAGACGAACGCCAACUUUCCGAUCGCGACCUGUGCCGAUGGCAAUGGCGCUUUUACGAGUCUGGCCACGCACCCGACGCGCCCCGAACUGCUCCUGACGGGCAGCCACGACGGCUGGCUGAGCAUUUGGGACCGACGCAUGCUCGCCAACGGGGCUGUGCGCUCCGAGCGCAAGCACAAAAAGCCUAUCCGCAGCAUCCAGUGCCACCCGUCGGCGCCGCGCUUCAUCUACACGGCGAGCGACGACAACACGGUCAACGUGUGGGACUUUCACGCUUCGAAAAAGCCGACCGACAAGAUCGAGUACCAGACCCACGCGCGCGUCGACGGGCUCGUCGUCGAGCCGCUCAUCCGUGGCUGCGCUGCCUGGAACACGCUCGACGUCGACGGCGACUCGGACACGCUCAUUGCGGGCUCGGACAACCACUCGAUCUCGCUCGUCGAGAACGUCUCCAAGCGCAUCAACCACUAA
Saprolegnia diclina VS20 is the source of this 1115-nucleotide messenger RNA. RefSeq lists its product as hypothetical. Gene Ontology annotation, cellular component: nuclear pore outer ring. The transcript has 10 exons. Lineage: Eukaryota; Oomycota; Saprolegniomycetes; Saprolegniales; Saprolegniaceae. The record is from RefSeq and is a predicted model, not a curated record. The coding region runs from base 12 to 1115 and encodes 367 amino acids. Gene Ontology annotation, molecular function: protein binding.